Messenger RNA from Adineta steineri, 678 nucleotides. Lineage: Eukaryota; Metazoa; Rotifera; Eurotatoria; Adinetida; Adinetidae. The record is from the annotation of a GenBank genome assembly.
AUGACUUCUCAAAUAGCUCGUCGAUUACUUAUAUUAGGUGCACCUGGUUCUGGCAAAGGUACGAUUGCCAGUCGAAUAGCUAAAACAUAUGGCACGCCUCAUAUUGUCGUCGGAGAUUUACUUCGUCAGCAUAUUCAACGAAAAUCUGACGAAAGUAAAACAAUUAAAGAACAUAUAGACAAAGGUCUUCUUUUACCUGAUGAUCUUGUAUUAAAAUUUGUUGUUGAUGAACUUGAAAAAAUUCGUGAUCAAGGUUUUCUACUCGAUGGUUAUCCACGAACAUUAAAACAAGCAGAAAUGUUACAUCGACAAAUGAAAGUGAAUCAUGUUAUUGCACUUAAUGUACCUGCUGAUGAAAUUAUUAAUCGAUUGAAAGAUAGAUGGGUUCAUUUACCAAGUGGACGUGUCUAUAAUCUUCAAUGGAGUCCACCUAAAGUAGCUGGAAAAGAUGAUGAAACAGGUGAACCAAUAUCACAACGUGAAGAUGAUAAACCUGAAGUUAUUCGUCAUCGAUUAAAUACACAUGAUAAAAAUACAAAUCCAAUAAAAGAAUUUUACAAACAAUUAGGUCUUCUUCAAGAAUUUACUGGACGUGAAAGUGAUAAAAUAUGGCCUGAAGUUAAACAGUAUCUGGAUCGUAUUCUCAAAGAUUCAAAUAGUCAAAAAACAGCUGCAUAA